AUGUCGCUGGCAGUUUACGAUGACGACGGUAAUUCUCAAGAACCAUUCGGUGGGCUAUUAGUUCGGCUACCGAAACGCACCGGCCCAAGGCACGAGCCUGCUGUUCUGGAUUCUCCUUGGUACCAGUACCUCACCCUACCAGAACAAGAGCGGAGGGGCGAUAAGUCGGAAAUCUUGUCGACAUUUGAGCCGUUCAGCCAACUACCACCGCAGCUCGACCCUCAUUCAGACACCCCGAAGUCGAAUCCCCCGGAGUUGUUUCUUGGCAUACCGCUCGACGAGGACUUCAUCGCCGACUACGCUUCCAAGUACGAUCUACUUGCUUAUAUCAACGGAGAGACGCUGGAUCUUGUGGGCUGGAAGCCUCGCCACGAAGUCACCCCAGAUCUUCUAAUCAGCCUUGACGCCACAUCCGAUUAUGUGUUCAAGGACAUAAAGGCGUGCCUGUGGCAGCAUGUUCGCUUAGAUCUUGGCUAUGGCAAUCCUGAUCCCCGGACCUCGUGUAUGCCUUUAUGGGUAUUUUGCUCCAACUUCGACCCGCUCGACCAGCGUCCGACAGCGGAGCAAAUCGCUGAGCUACGAAAGGAGCUCGGGUUGGACGAUAUUAUGUGGUAUUUAUCUAUGGACGCCUGA
This is a messenger RNA of Punctularia strigosozonata HHB-11173 SS5, 633 nucleotides long. RefSeq lists its product as uncharacterized. Lineage: Eukaryota; Fungi; Basidiomycota; Agaricomycetes; Corticiales; Punctulariaceae. The record is from RefSeq and is a predicted model, not a curated record. The transcript has 2 exons. The coding region runs from base 1 to 633 and encodes 210 amino acids.